GAACAUCCAGUCACUCUAGGGGGGCUUCCCGUGAGGUAUUAUGCAAUGGCAAUGGUUAACGAUCCAAGAAUGAUGGGCCCCAGGGUGGUUUCCCCCGCACCAAAAUUUCCCCACACUGGAAGAUCAGAGCCGUUGGAUCUUUUCCUUCUCUGUGGUUGAACGUGGAACAUCGCUGUAUUUUCUCGCCCAUCUAUUCGCGGCCCACGAAUCCAAGGGUUGACACCCGCUGAGCUCUAUGUACAGGUUCUAUUCACGAUGAGGCUAUCACAUCCGGACGCUGUUUGGCUAGUGCCGCUGCCACUAGCCAGGGGUUAUUGGUCGUGCUCGGUGGCUCCCACCAUGAUGAAUGUGUUUCAUCCACGCUCCAUCCAUUUUUUAAGAUAAUUUUAUCGUAGGAUCCCACAAAAUGAGUUAGAUCCAAAUCUCAAGUGGACCACAUCGCAAGAAACAGUGUUGAUUGAACGCCCACCGUUAAAAACUUUUUGGUGGCCUCGUAAAUUUUGAAUGAAGCUGGUAUUUGAUUUUUCGCUUCAUCCAUGUCUAUACGGCCUAAUCAACAGGAUGGAUGUCAAAUAAACAUUACAGUGGGCCCGAUAAGGUUUUUAAUGUUGGACAUUCAAUCACUACUGUUUUUCUGUGGUGUUGUUCACCUGAGAUUUAGAUCUGCCUCAUUUUUGGUAUCAAGGCCUAAAAUGAUCAGAAAAAAUGAAUGGACGGCGUGGAUGAAACACAUACAUAAUGGUGGAGUCCAUAGAGCACCGACCAGUAGCCACCUGGCUAGCUAGUGUCAGCAUCACUAGCCAAACCGCGUCCAUCAUAUCCGCAGUAUGGACGGGCUACCAUGAACCCCACCCACCUAUUCCAAUCCAGGAAAAAAAAAUAAAAUCCAUCACAUCGGUGGGCCCCACCUAGGGGCAUUUUGGUCAGAAGGUGGUUAAUGUCAACCCCAACCUAAAACUCUUGUGGUAAGGGUGAGUGGCAGAUACCCCUCAUUUCCCGGGGCAAAUAAGAGGCUCUCAGUUCCCCCGCCAAAACCCCCUAACAGAAAAAACAGAAAUUUGAAAAAAAUAGGAAAGAGAGAUACAUGUCUUUUCCCUUUUCCCACUUCCUCUCUCUUCUCUCUCUCUUCCCCUCUGCCUCAGAUUACAAUGCAAGCCUCUGGCUGCCUCUGUCUCAUCCUCUCCCUCUUCCUCUCUCUCUCCACCUUCUCCUCCGCCCUCUCUGAUGCCGAGGCCGCCUUCAUCACCCGCCGCCAGCUCCUCAACCUCCCCGAGAAUGGUGAUCUCCCUGAUGAUUAUGAUCUCCAGGCUGAUGUCAAUCUAGAAUUUAAAAAUCCCAGGCUCCGUAGAGCCUACAUCGCCCUCCAGGCAUGGAAGAAGGCCAUGUACUCCGACCCAUCUCAGGCCACCGCCAAUUGGGACGGCAUCGACGUCUGUUCCUACAAUGGUGUCUUCUGUUCAUCGGCCCUUGACGACCAAUCGCUCGAGGUGGUCUCCGGCAUCGAUCUAAAUCAUCAAGAUAUCGCCGGGUUCCUCCCUGCUGAAUUGGGACUCCUCACUGACAUUGCCCUCUUCCACAUCAACACCAACCGCUUCUGCGGAAUUAUACCCAAUAGCUUCUCCAGACUCUUGAUCCUCCAUGAACUAGACAUCAGCAAUAACCGCUUUGUUGGCCCGUUCCCGAAAGUGGUCAUCGGGCUCCCGGCGUUGAAGUUCCUCGAUGUCCGGUUUAAUAAUUUUGAGGGGGCUCUGCCUCCAGAGCUCUUUGACAAGGAACUUGAUGCUCUGUUCUUGAAUGACAAUCGUUUCAGUUCUCACAUUCCAGAAAAUCUUGGGAACUCGCCGACAUCUGUAAUUGUUUUAGCCAAUAAUAAUCUCGGCGGCUGCAUUCCAAGUAGCAUUGGAAAGAUGACGAAUACUUUGAAUGAGAUUAUCAUGUUGAAUAACGGCCUUGAAGGGUGUCUACCACCUGAAAUUGGGAUGUUGGCGAAUACGUCGGUAUUCCAUGCCGGAUCGAAUUCAUUGACAGGGGUUCUUCCGAAGAGCUUCUCUGAAUUGAAGUCUGUCUGGGAGCUGGAUGUCUCAAAUAACAUGCUGACUGGGUUCGUGCCAGAGAGCAUCUGCCAUCUGCCGAACCUGUCAAACUUCACGUUCUCGUAUAAUUACUUCAAUGGCGAGGCGAAGGACUGCGUGCCAUCAUCGAGAUCAGACAUCUAUCUUGAUGACAAAAGCAACUGUCUGCCGGACCGCCCUCAGCAGAAGACUGCAAAGAUGUGUUUACCGGUGGUGAGCCGCCCAGUCGACUGCACUAAGUCCAAGUGCGGAGGCGGGGGACCAGGUGGUCCAUCACCUCCAUCGACGUCUCCGACUCCUUCGCCUAUUCCUGUUCCAGUGAUACCACCACCAACACCCUCCCCCCCUCCACCUCCAGAAAUUCCGUCACCGACCCCAGCUCCAGUGACUCCACCACCUGCUCCGGUUAGCUCACCGCCACUGCCCCCUAUCCAAUCACCACCUCCACCACCAACCCCAGUAUACUCACCGCCCCCUCCCCCAGUCGAGUCGCCCCCGCCACCAGCCCCAGUCAACUCACCACCACCACCACCACCCAUCGAAUCACCCCCACCACCAGCCCCAGUCUACUCACCACCACCCCCACCCCCAUUUCAAUCACCCCCGCCGCCCCCAGCCAGCUCACCUCCCCCACCUGAUCUCCCACCCAUCACCGGACUCUCAUACGCCUCGCCACCCCCACCCAUUUAUCCAGGCUACUAACCACCCUCUCCAUUUUUCUUCCAUUUUUUCAAGUCUCCAAAAACACCCACUUCUGCUACUCUCACCCGAAACUCUCUCUCUCUCUCUCUCUCUCUCUCUCUCUCUCCAAAAUAGAACUGCUGAAAAGACAGGAACAUGUAAUUCCAAUAGAGAGCAAAAAGCAUAGAUGGUGAUAUUUGAAAUCUCUUGCUCUGUUUUCCCACUAUCCCUUCCUAUUUCUAUAUGAUUGUAUGCAAAUAAGCCUCUGAAGCUGUCUCUCUGCCAUCUUUGUGCAUGUAAGCAUGCAUGAAUAUAUAUUUUUACGUGGGAAAUCCUUGUAAUUUUUAAAUCUUUCUUUCAUGCCAGCCAUGAGUAAUACAAUGUAGGAAAGGUUCUUGUAAAAGUACCAUUUUGUCCCUUAUUCCUUGUUGACAUCUUGGGGCAUUUCAGAGAUUGUGCUUGAAAGUGUUGCUUGGGAAGAGAGAGGAUUUGGGUUUGUUUAGUACAAGUUAAGAGGCUUAUUCUAUUAUAAUUUCCAAAAUGCUCUGUUCUUCUUCUUUUUUUUUUUCCAUUAGGGGAUUAAUAUUAUGAGAGAAGAUCCCAUGCUAUCGAUAUUGCUAAAUGCGAUGCACAUCUAUGAGAUCUGGACCUUUCAUCUACUGGGCCCUACGAUGGAUGGGGCAUACCCCGAAAGAUACAACAAUCGGGCGAUCCUAUCGCUGAUUUUAGGCUCGUGGAAAAUCACAAACAGGAGGUUAUGAAAUAAAGCCUGGGCAACGGUUGAUGAUUAAUGUUUGAUGGGCAAAAAUCUUCCAAGGCAUGAUUUUUGUAAUGUAGACCGCAUAUGCACAGAUCG
This is a messenger RNA of Magnolia sinica, 3609 nucleotides long. RefSeq names its product pollen-specific leucine-rich repeat extensin-like protein 3. The transcript has a single exon. The coding region runs from base 1149 to 2774 and encodes 541 amino acids. The record is from RefSeq and is a predicted model, not a curated record. Gene Ontology annotation, molecular function: protein binding. NCBI's taxonomy places the organism in Eukaryota, Viridiplantae, Streptophyta, Magnoliopsida, Magnoliales, Magnoliaceae.